AUGAGCAGUCCUGCAGAUGAAUAUGAUGAUCUUGAUGAGUACUUAGAAGAUCCUUCAAAGUUAGACAGAGAAGAGAAAUCUAGGACAGGUUCCAUUUCUAGUAAAGAUGAUAGUAUAAAGAAGCCGGCGAAUGAUAGCGCUGGCGCACGGAAAGAACAGAACACAGAUCCUGAAGUUGCGGAAAUGAUCGAAGAAUUACAAUCUCAGUUUCAAGGGCUCAUGACUUCAGAGGUAGAAGAAGCGGACAAAGAGGCUGUGAACAGUUUCAAGAACUUGCUAGGCGUUCUGGAAAAGGCUUCGGUACCACAUUCGCCACCCGAAGGACAGGUUAAUAAUGACAAGAAAGCUGAGAAACCAACUUCUGAGAAUAAGGAAGACUUCAAGGAUAUUAUCUCGAAUACUUUAGAUAGAUUAAAGGAAAAUUCAACUAACAUUGACUCCAAGUUGGAACAAGAAAAGAAGUCUCAGAAUUCAGACGAAAUCCUAUCUCAGCUAUUCUCCCAACUCGCUGAUGGUAGCGAUGGAUUAGAUGGCGACAACAUGGACGGUGCAAUUCUCAAUAUUCUUAACCAAAUGUCUUCUAAGGAGGUGAUGUAUCAACCCAUGAAGGAGAUGCAGAUAGAAUUCGUCAAAUGGAUGGAAGAAAAUAGCAGCAAGGAUGAACACAAGGACAAAAUCUCGACCUACAAUAAGCAGCUCGAUACCGUCAACAAAAUAAUUGCUGUAUAUGAAAAGGCUGAUUACUCUAACGAAAAAUAUCGCAAUGAGAUUACUGAUCUAAUUGACGCCCUCGAGCAGCUGGGCGAUAGUCCCGUGAACAAAGGUUUUAAUAGCGGGAAAAGCAAUCAAGAAUUGAACGACUUCGCCAAAAUGCUCGAGGUUGAAGGCGACGAAAACCUCGGAAACAUAGACAAAGAGCUCGAGAAUACCUGCAACACUCAGUAG
Eremothecium cymbalariae DBVPG#7215 is the source of this 945-nucleotide messenger RNA. RefSeq names its product Pex19p (gene PEX19). Bases 1 to 945 code for a protein of 314 amino acids. Gene Ontology annotation, biological process: protein import into peroxisome membrane. The transcript has a single exon. The record is from RefSeq and is a predicted model, not a curated record. Gene Ontology annotation, cellular component: peroxisome; peroxisomal membrane. Lineage: Eukaryota; Fungi; Ascomycota; Saccharomycetes; Saccharomycetales; Saccharomycetaceae.